GAACUUUUAGGAGCAAAAACUAUAUUCUGUUCAUUUUCUGUCAUCUCAAGGCCAUAGCAUAUAUCUAGGGAUCAAUAUUUGUGAAUAGAAUUGAAAUGAUCUAGAAAUUUUUGGGUUCAUGAAUACAGAGGGGGGAGUCAAGAAGUGAUAUUGAGUGCACAGGAUGGACUCAGCAUUCGUGACUCUUCAGGUAAGCAGAAACUUAACCAGAUUACCAUCAUCUUUCUUACUCUUGCCCCAUCUUGGCAGUUCUGUGGUUUUGUACCUCAAGCUGAUGGUACAAGUGUCAAGCAUGUAAGUUCUGGCAUUCCUCCCUGGUAGUGCUAGAGCACUGUUAUUUCUGUGUAAUGGAGGAAGAUGGCUCAGAGAUGGAUUCUGGCACAGAGCCCAGUGAGAAAUUUUCAGUGGCAGCUAGUGUGUACAUAAAUGGGCCUAGCAUUCCUCUGGAGGCCAAGUGUUGUGACUUUUCAAAUUGCAAAGCUAACCUGUGUCUACCACCUGUCAGAUUCCCUUGAGAGCAUUCUGACUGUACCCAGUUCCUUUUCAGCAAUAAGGGUUAGUAAGGUUGAUCGAACUUGAGCAAAUUGGAACAUGGAGAUUUUUCCCAGUUGAAAUAAAAUUUAAAAUCUAUGACCCCCAAAGAAGCAGAAAUAAAGUAUUUAGCAGAGUAAGUGGGAGGAUGAUCAUUAUGACACAUUUUUAUCAUAAAUUUCAGUUUUGGAAAUGGAUAUUCAAAGGUUUCAGAAUUUGGCUCUUGGUUGCUACUUAAGAGAAAAAGAUAGUGGGAACCUAAAGCCUAAUUUGUCUGGUCUUGGAGCUGAAGUUUUGUUUUUGUUUUAUUUUUUUAAGUUAAAGCUUGUCCUAAUCCCUUGGACAUCCCUCUUUAGUUUUGGUUGAGCAACCUUUCCUUUGCUCUGUCAAUUGGCCACAUAUACUAUAGCACGUUCUUAUCUAGGAAGUUCCUUGGAGCAAAAUGAGGCUGGGUAUUUGUUGGGUAUUUGCCUUAGCAAAACUCAAAAUCUCCUGGCAGUUAGGGUUUGGUGGCUAAAUGAGAGGGUUAUGUAGUCAAAGAGAGGACUGGUUUCAAGUUCUGGGCCUGUGCCAUCCCCAGAUUGCUGCCUGUACUGCUUGAAUGGAAAGUAGCAUCAAAUUGUAGCAAAUAUCUCUCCCUAUUUGUUUCUAGCUUUCAAACCAGUUUAUUCAUCUGCCUAUAUAGGCUGAGGAAAUGUGGCAAGCUUAGAAGCUGCAGAGCAUGACAGCUUUAAACUAUCAAGGAGGAACUGGGAAAGUGGACUUUUUAGGGAUGAGGUACAUUUAAAAGUUCUCCACUUAUGCACAAUAACUACCUUCCCUGGGUUACUAUAGUCAAGGUUUUUUAGACCAUUGUGUCUUACUUACCCUGUAGGAACAGAUUGUCCCUUUGUUCUAGACUGCAGAAGCUUCAGCACUAUCCUCUUGGCAAUGCCUUUUGGGGACAAAGAAGCCUUGAGGGACUGCUUUAGGGAACCCAUUGUCCCUCUUCCCCACCUUCUGAAGGCAAGGAACUCUUUCCUCUUAGAAGAGACUGGGAGUUCCCAGCCAUGUUUUUGGAAAAGGCCUAUGGUUUGUUAAUGGAUGUGAUCUGAAAAGGAGGAAGUGCUUGGGUACUUUGAAGUAUUUGACUAGAUGUUUUGUAUAGUAUGUUAUCACAUCUUCACAGCUUUCAUGUGAAGUAGUUUAUCACAUAACAUUAUCACCUUCAAUUGCACAUAACGAACCCCCAACUAAACUGGCUUAAAUCAGAAACUUAUAAUAUGACAAAGAAGUCUUAAUUUAAUAUGGCUCCAAGAUUGGUUCAUUCAGUGGCUCAGUGAUCACACCAACAAAUCAGAUUCUUGCAAUCACUUUCUCUACUAUUCUCUGUUGGUUUAUCUUCAUGAUAGUUCACCUCAGGAUCUCAAGGUGGCUACGGUAAUUCCAGGAAGGAAGUGCAAAUAAGGAAAUCCUUGGAAGUCCCAGCAGAUCUGGCCUGUCUCAUUCACUAGAAAUGGGUCAUCUUCCCACUUCUGCUAUUGGCAAAGCAAAUGAGAUCAUCUAUCAUGAGUGGCUUAGAUUAGGAGUUACCUUCUGAGUCAUGUGGAUUAGAAAGACAAGUUUUGUCUGCUAGGCGAGAAAGAAGGGGAUAUGGGCUCCUGGGUAUGCAUUCAGCAGUGUCUGCUUUGCAUAGGUGCUCUGGCUUUUAGAGAUGAGGAAUUGAAGUUCAGAGAGUGACUUUCUUUCAAUCACAUACAGUUGCAGCAGGCCUUCAGUCUCAGUUCUGUCCCUAAGGCCAACAUGUUUUAUACUGUGUUCUCCUGCAGUACAAAAUAGCUUGCUUUCUGCUGUGUAAGAACUGAUGGUCUCAAAAAAACAAAAACAAAAACUGGUGGUCUAGGAGAAGAGAUUUGAACUUGAGUCAAGUUGAGGAUUCUAGCCAGUUGCUCUCCUCAUCCAGUGAUGUUUAUUUAUCUGGCACAGGAAGCCUAGGAAUGCAACUUUCAGAGGGCACGGAUUUCCUUGUCCCUCAGAUGUCUGUAGUAUUUUAUAGUUCUCCCUUCUGAAAGCAAGCAGAGCCACAAGGGAUAAGGACAGAGUUUUAGCCUGAGCUGCAUUCUGGAAGUCUACUCAUGCAUCCGUCCAUCCCACAAAUAUUUAUGGAAUAUAGCUAUGUGCCAGGGGUACAUUGGCUAGGCACUAGGGGUAUGACAGUUAACAAGAUACACAAAGACGCUGCUCUAUGGCCUUAAGGGCCAACUCAUUUGGGAAUGAGGUUAUCCAAAAAUAGGGUAUGCAUUGUGGUCAGGGGAGAGGCUCAUACAAUUUGCUUUUGGCAGAAUUAUUGCACCUCUCACCUUCCCACUUCUUGAUACUACAAUUCAUGAACCUUUUACAUGGGCUCACUCUAAAGAGGGGUGAGGUCCCUGAAUAGCAGAAGUAGAUGGGAAGGCAUCAUUGACAUUAAAUUGGACUGAACUAGGUCCAAAUCCUGCCUCAUCGAUGUCAACAAAGAAGACAGUGGCCUACCUCAAGGGCUCAUCAACAUCGUCAUGUCUAUUCUGGGAGAUGACAAUGAAGCCUGCAGUCAUUUAGGGAAUCUGUUCCAGAACGGGAAGGUGAGGGUGUGAUAGAAUCUUGCACAAGAGUUGGUAUUUACCCUGUUGGGGUGCUGCUACUGAUUUGGAUUCUGUAUAGUCAGGUAUUGAAAAUUUAGGAUACAGUGUUUCAUCUGGUGACAUUUAAUUUUAUAUUUUGAAAUUGAAAUUUUCUGUGAAAGGGUUAAUGGUUUGAAGAAGAAAGUGAGGCAGAAAUGAAGUCCGAUGUAGGUUUGAAUACCUUCCAUUUAUGAAAUGUUUAUUGUAAUAGGUGCAUGUAAUAAGUGCUUUAAAAUGUUACCUAUAGUAAACUUUUUUUAUUCACUAGCAUGUAGUUAGGGAGGAUUUUCUCUGCUUUAUAUACAGUCCCUAACUUCAUAACAAUCGUAUAAGAUACGUUUUUCUCUCCAUUUGUCAGAUAAGAAAACAAGCCCAGAGGCUUUAAGUGACUGAUCCAAAGUCCCACAGUGAUUGGGGGGAACUGAAGAUAGGAUAUUUUUUCUACUGUUCCCCUUUGUCCCAAGCUUUUGAUUUUUAAAACUCUAAAUGAUGUCUCUACUGAUGUUUAGGGAUAUAGGCAAAAAUCAGGAAUCAUUCUUCAGCCUUAAAUAGUAUCACCUCUCAUUAAGGCAACAUAAGAAGGACCUACUAUUUCCUAGCGAGUGUGCUGGCCAUCCUAAUCUUAUAAAGCUCACAAACUAGUGCGGGAGGGGGUUCACAAACUAGUAAGCAAAACAAAUUACAGAUUAAGAUUAUUAAGGAAAUGCUGUGAUAGAAAAAUGAGCUCCCACCCUAGCUCAGUGAUCCGGAAAAGACCUCUCUGAAAUGAGUCUUACGUUGAGGUAUAAAAAGAAGCAUUGCGGGCCUGGAGAAGGAAGAAAAGGUGAGUGUGGAGAGGAAGGGCUCUGUUCCUGGCCAAGGGAACCCAAAGUAGAGGGGCGCCAAGUCGGAAAGGGAAAUGCUUUGCCUGUUGUGGGAAUUAGCAGAUCAGUAUAGCUGCAGCAUAGUGAUGAGGAAAAGUCUUGCUUGAGGAGAAAGGAAGGGCCCUUAACGCGGUGCGUUUUGGCACCGGGAAAGAGUGAUCUCAGCGUGAUGAGACGCUAUUAAAGCGUUUCAAACAAGGAAAUUAUCCCAUGUGUUGUGUAAUGUCCUGUCUCUUAAUCCUUUUUCCCAAGCUAAAUUACACCCCCCCUCCCGCCCCCCAAAAUGGUCGUCAAAGCAACCCACGGAGUUGGAGUGAUCGGUUGCGGUGGUCACUUGACCGCCUGCUGAGGAGGAGGCGCGUGGUGCCGCCCCAGGUGGGCGGGGCGGGAAGGGCUUCUUAAGGAGGGUGGCUCUGCCCUAGACGUGCUCUGCCCCAGUCACUCUCAGCUGCAGGUCCAGGCCUUGCACCUCAGACCGGCCACGCUCCAGGUAGGCUCCUCCCCAGUCUCAUGCUGCCUCCCCACGGCGGCUCUUCCUGACGAGAGCUUUCGGAGUGCGGUAGCUGAGGAGAAGCCGUCACCACCUCGCUUCGGGGCCGAACGAGGGUGCCUGUCGCGCCGCGUCGCCCCCCUGCGCUGCCUCGUUGCCCCCAGUGGUGGGCGCCCUUCUCGCUCGAAGCACUCCCCCCAGCUCCAUGAAUGGAAAUCGGCUCCGCAGGACCCGUUGGGGCCCAGCCCCUACUCAUGGUGCCCAGAAGACCUGGCUAUGGCACCAUGGGCAAACCCAUUAAAUUGCUGGCUAACUGUUUUCAAGUUGAAAUCCCAAAGAUUGAUGUCUACCUCUAUGAGGUAGAUAUUAAACCAGACAAGUGUCCUAGGAGAGUGAACAGGGAGGUGGUUGACUCAAUGGUUCAGCAUUUUAAAGUGACGAUAUUUGGGGAUCGUAGACCAGUUUAUGAUGGAAAAAGAAGCCUUUACACAGCCAAUCCACUUCCUGUGGCAACUACUGGGGUAGAUUUAGAUGUUACUUUACCUGGGGAAGGUGGAAAAGACCGACCUUUCAAGGUGUCGAUUAAGUUUGUCUCUCGGGUGAGUUGGCACCUACUACAUGAAGUACUGACAGGACGGACCUUGCCUGAGCCGCUGGAAUUAGACAAGCCAAUCAGUACUAAUCCUGUCCAUGCUGUUGAUGUGGUGCUACGACAUCUGCCCUCCAUGAAAUAUACGCCUGUGGGGCGUUCCUUUUUCUCAGCUCCCGAAGGAUAUGACCACCCUCUGGGAGGGGGCAGGGAAGUAUGGUUUGGAUUCCAUCAAUCUGUUCGACCUGCCAUGUGGAAAAUGAUGCUUAAUAUUGAUGUUUCUGCCACUGCCUUCUACAAAGCACAACCUGUAAUUCAAUUCAUGUGUGAAGUUCUUGACAUUCAUAAUAUUGAUGAGCAACCAAGACCACUGACUGAUUCUCAUCGGGUAAAAUUCACCAAAGAGAUAAAAGGUCUGAAGGUUGAAGUGACUCAUUGUGGAACAAUGAGACGGAAAUACCGUGUUUGUAAUGUAACAAGAAGGCCUGCCAGUCAUCAAACCUUUCCUUUACAGUUAGAAAAUGGCCAAACUGUGGAGAGAACAGUAGCACAGUAUUUCAGAGAAAAGUAUACUCUUCAGCUGAAGUACCCACACCUUCCUUGUCUGCAAGUGGGGCAGGAACAGAAACAUACCUAUCUGCCACUAGAAGUCUGUAAUAUUGUGGCAGGGCAACGAUGUAUCAAGAAGCUAACGGACAAUCAGACAUCCACUAUGAUCAAAGCAACAGCAAGAUCUGCGCCAGAUAGACAAGAGGAAAUUAGCAGAUUGGUAAGAAGUGCAAAUUAUGAAACAGAUCCAUUUGUUCAGGAGUUUCAAUUUAAAGUUCGGGAUGAAAUGGCCCAUGUAACCGGACGUGUACUCCCAGCACCUAUGCUGCAGUAUGGAGGACGGAAUCGGACAGUAGCAACACCAAGCCAUGGAGUAUGGGACAUGAGAGGGAAACAGUUCCACACAGGAGUUGAAAUAAAAAUGUGGGCUAUAGCUUGUUUCGCCACACAGAGGCAGUGCAGAGAAGAAAUAUUAAAGGGUUUCACCGACCAGCUGCGUAAGAUUUCUAAAGAUGCAGGGAUGCCCAUCCAGGGCCAGCCUUGCUUCUGCAAAUAUGCGCAGGGGGCAGACAGUGUGGAGCCCAUGUUCCGGCAUCUUAAGAACACCUACUCAGGGCUGCAGCUCAUUAUCGUCAUCCUGCCGGGGAAGACGCCGGUGUAUGCGGAAGUAAAACGUGUAGGAGAUACACUUUUGGGUAUGGCUACACAGUGUGUCCAAGUCAAGAAUGUAAUAAAAACAUCCCCUCAAACUCUCUCAAACUUGUGCCUAAAGAUAAACGUUAAACUCGGAGGGAUCAAUAAUAUUCUUGUACCUCAUCAAAGACCUUCUGUGUUCCAGCAACCUGUGAUCUUUUUGGGAGCAGAUGUCACUCAUCCACCAGCUGGUGAUGGAAAGAAGCCUUCUAUUGCUGCUGUUGUAGGUAGUAUGGAUGCCCAUCCAAGCAGGUACUGUGCCACAGUAAGAGUUCAGAGACCCCGACAAGAGAUCAUCCAGGACUUGGCUUCCAUGGUUCGAGAACUUCUCAUUCAGUUUUAUAAGUCAACUCGGUUCAAACCUACUCGUAUCAUCUUUUAUCGGGAUGGUGUUUCAGAGGGACAGUUUAGGCAGGUAUUAUAUUAUGAACUACUAGCAAUUCGAGAAGCCUGCAUCAGUUUGGAAAAAGACUAUCAACCUGGAAUAACCUACAUUGUAGUUCAGAAGAGACAUCACACUCGAUUGUUUUGUGCUGAUAGGACAGAAAGGGUUGGAAGAAGUGGCAAUAUCCCAGCUGGAACAACAGUUGAUACAGACAUUACACAUCCAUAUGAGUUUGAUUUUUACCUCUGUAGCCAUGCGGGAAUACAGGGUACCAGCCGUCCUUCACACUAUCAUGUUUUAUGGGAUGAUAACUGCUUUACUGCAGAUGAACUUCAGCUGCUGACUUACCAGCUCUGCCACACUUACGUGCGCUGUACAAGAUCUGUUUCUAUACCUGCACCAGCGUAUUAUGCUCACCUGGUAGCGUUCAGAGCCAGAUAUCAUCUUGUGGACAAAGAACAUGACAGCGCUGAAGGAAGUCAUGUUUCAGGACAGAGCAAUGGGCGAGAUCCACAAGCUCUUGCCAAGGCUGUACAGAUUCACCAAGAUACCUUACGCACAAUGUACUUUGCUUAAAAAGUCCAAGAAUAUUCUCUGAGAGGAAGAAUUGAGAGAUGCAUUGACAUACAGCGUAUGUUUCCAGUGGAGUCAGUUGAGUGGGAAUGCCUCCAGCCAUACAGCAACCAACACUGUGUGGGGACCAGGGUCUGAUUUUUAUGUUAAUAUAAGGAAGAUUGUUUACUUCAUCAAGGAACACAGCACCAUUAUGCAAUAUGAAACCAGCCAACUGCUUUUUUGUGCGGUCUCCUUAGGAAGUAUCGCCAUCAUUUUGUUUUCACUUUCUUGUAGUCUAACCCUUUUAAUGCCUUUACCUCAAGUUGCUUGGCAGCACAACUAUCUUUGCAAAAAAAAGUAAAGAAAAAGUAAAUGAUGGUUUAAAAAAAAAACACACCUUACAUGAAUAAUCAAAGUGAUUGUUCACAAUUAUGUGUGCAAAAAAAAUUAAUGUGCAUUCAUGUAUUCUUGUGAAAGGUAUCUGUGUAUAUUUUAAAUAUAUACAUGUAUACUUCAUAUGCAUAUAUAUCUGGAUCUACAGUGAUAGUAGAUAUAUAUGUGUCUGUAUUUUAUAGUUCAUUCCAUCUGGGAGCUUUCUUCCCCUUUUAUCAUCCUCCUACCACCCCUUUUGUUUCUCUCUACCUCCCUCACCUCAUCACCUACAUUUUUUUUCCUGAUGAUGCUACCAGUGACAUUCACAUGUUCAUGUAUCUGGUUCAUUUGGAUAUGAAGCAUGGCAAACUAGAUUUUUAUUUUUAUUUUGCACGCCCUACUCCUGUCUCUUCUCAUACACAAUUCUGAGUCCUCAAUUCUUGAUAAUUGCUUUCUUAAACAAAAUUAUUACACACACACGUGUGUGUGUGUGUGUGUGUGUGUGUAUACACACAUAUAUAUGAAGUUUCUAUGAGAGUGUCUGCCCCCUCCUGCUCUGAACUUACAUUUGCCAUUUGUGCAAUGUGUACAUAAGCAGUAGCAAUCUUGAACUAUUCUCUUAAACUAUUCUUUUUCUUUAGUUUGUUAAAGCUGCUAUAAAUAUAAAGCCUUGUCAGAAGUUGUAACUCAGAAAUUUCUCUGUAAGUGAUGAAUUCUAAAGCCUUCUGUUUCUAUGGGUAUUACAUGAAAGUCCCUUACAGCUUUUGUAAAGGGCAAAUAUUUUAAAUGAUGGAAACUCUUUAGGGUUGAGGCCUCUGAAAUUGAGUGGAAAGAGAGAAGGGGUUGCUGAGGGUUUUUUAAUUUUAAUUUUUUUUUUUUUUGCUAGUUUACUUGCUGCCUCUCAUACCUUAAUGUGAUUUUCAUAUAUAUAUUUUUAUAUAUAUGUGUGUAUAUAUAAAUAUAUAUGUAUGUGUUUUGAAGUACAGCUUCCUUUUCUUUUAUAUUUAUUAGAAUAGUGCUUUAAUUAGAGAACUGUAUUGGCAACAUCUUUUAUAGAAAUGUAAUCAUGUUUAUUUUAAGAACUGACAACGUGUUUUGCUGUCUUUUAGUGCAAUAAGCAGUUUUAAAGGAAAGGUGUGUCUGUUUGAUUUCUUUACCACAGAUAGGUGGAGAAACAGACACCUCCAUGAUUUUAAAAGGGCAAAGUAAUACAGCCUUAAUUUCAGAAGGAAAGUUUUGUAAUUUUUCAAGUUUAAAGCAUGUCUUUUAAAAAUCCUAAUGAAAAUGAAGGAAGUUAAAUUUCCUAAAUGAGUCUGAUCUUAAAUAUUAGAGAUAGAGUUGAACUUUAAGAAAUGACAGCGAAUAGUGGCUCAGUUGGUGGAGCAUGUGACUUUUGAUCUUGGGGUUGUGAGUUCAAGCCCCGUGUUGGGUGUGGAGC
This is a messenger RNA of Hyaena hyaena (striped hyena), 9104 nucleotides long. Its product is annotated as protein argonaute-3. Bases 4733 to 7315 code for a protein of 860 amino acids. Gene Ontology annotation, biological process: regulation of stem cell proliferation; regulatory ncRNA-mediated gene silencing. Gene Ontology annotation, molecular function: protein binding; RNA binding. The record is from RefSeq and is a predicted model, not a curated record. The transcript has 20 exons. Lineage: Eukaryota; Metazoa; Chordata; Mammalia; Carnivora; Hyaenidae.